UAUAAAUAAUAAUUGAGUUGCGAGAUUGGCAAGCAAUUGAAAGAGGUCUGCUUUCGAGUCAAUCCUUCUUCACACUUCGAACCAAUCAAGUCUUAAAAAGAUGUCAAUCAGCGGAGCUUUCGUUGGAGUAACGCUGUUACAUUUGAUUGUUUGCAGUGCUAUGGCGGAUGGCCCCUUCUAUUAUCAACCCGAGCAAGUUCAUUUAUCUUACGGAGAUGAUCCUACUCAGAUGGUGGUUACUUGGGUGACAAUGAGUGAGACUAACUCUUCAAUGGUUGAAUAUGGUCAGGAUUCAUUAAAAUACAUGGUUCCAGGUACUGAAACCCUCUUUAUAGAUGGUGGCUCUGAGCAACGGCAUAUUUAUAUGCAUCGGGUCACAUUAACUCAACUGGAUCCAGGCCAGAAAUACAGGUAUCAUUGUGGAGGCUUAAAAGGAUGGAGCGGAAUUUUCUUCUUCAAAGCAAUGAAAUCUGGCCAGAAUUGGAGUCCUAAACUGGCAGUUUAUGGAGAUAUGGGUAAUGUAAAUGGACGUUCUAUUCCAAGACUCCAAGAAGGUGCACAGCGUGGAUUCUUUGAUGCGGUUUUACAUGUUGGUGAUUUGGCAUACAACAUGGACACUGAUAAUGCUCGAAUGGGAGAUGCUUUUAUGCGCCAAAUUGAACCAAUUGCUGCCUAUAUUCCAUAUAUGGUAUGUCCUGGUAACCAUGAAGAAGCAUAUAACUUCUCCAAUUACAAGAGUAGAUUUUCAAUGCCAAAGAAUGGAGAUGGUGAGAACAUGCUUUAUAGCUUCAACAUUGGUCCAGCUCACAUUAUAAGUUUCAGUUCAGAAGUUUAUUACUACUACGUUGACUAUCACUAUACAGAUUACCAGUAUAACUGGUUAAAGAAAGAUCUGGAAGAAGCUAAUCUCCCUGAAAACCGUGCCAAACGUCCAUGGAUUAUGGCUAUGGCUCAUAAGCCAAUGUACUGUUCUAAUAAUGAUGAUCCUACCAUGUGUAAUAACAAAACCAAUCCUGUACGGGUCGGCCCUGCAUUUGAACCUGAGAAAGGCUUGGAAAACCUUCUCUGUAAUUAUGGCGUAGAUAUUUAUUUCUCAGCCCAUGAACAUUCAUAUGAAAGAAUUUUCCCAAUUUAUGAUUUUGUGGUAAAGAAUGGUUCCACAAAGAAUCCUUACAAAAACCCUAGGGCAACAGUUCACAUAGUGACUGGUUCUGCUGGCAACGUUGAAGGCCAGGAUCCAUUUAUGAAGAUGCCAGUGGACUACAGUGCAUUUCAAAGUGAUGAUUAUGGUUACACUUUAACAACUAUCCACAAUAACACACACAUUCAUCUAGAGCAGGUUUCAGAUGAUAAGGGUGGUGUCGUCAUCGAUGAUAUUUGGCUUACAAAAAACCAAGAUCGUCCAAACUUCAAGUGUAAAAAAAUUAGAAGAUAAAUAUUAUUUAAUUUUCUUGUGAAACAGAA
Octopus sinensis (East Asian common octopus) is the source of this 1464-nucleotide messenger RNA. RefSeq names its product acid phosphatase type 7. The record is from RefSeq and is a predicted model, not a curated record. Gene Ontology annotation, molecular function: acid phosphatase activity; metal ion binding. Bases 101 to 1435 code for a protein of 444 amino acids. The transcript has 11 exons. Lineage: Eukaryota; Metazoa; Mollusca; Cephalopoda; Octopoda; Octopodidae.